AACGAAUAUUAACAUAUUGGUAAUAGUAAAAAGUCAAAGGAUAAUCCAAUGUGUAGUUUAGAUAGAUAUGUUUCGUACUUCAGUCUUAGUGAUAUUAUACCUUGUUAGUGUUAUAUGCAUCUCGGCAAAGGAAAACCGGGGGGAUUACAAAUGGAAUAUUCCCAGGGACGGCGAUGAUGAGGAUAUCCCGCCUUAUAAAGGGCAAGUGGACGAUUCGACGGAUAAGAUAAUGUUAAAGAAGCAACAGAAUAUGCGUCGUAAAAUGUCAGUAACGUUUCGCAAACCUAAAAUGACUAGACCCGGAGGAAGAUUGACAGAGAGGAAGAGAAUGUCUGACCCGAGCUUAGAUUUGGAUGAAGGGCCCAUACUAGAUGAUCUCCUUUACAAAACAGGGGGUGGCCGUUGUGCUAUCAAAGAAACGAAAGGCAGAGUGGUGCUUCCAGACAGAAUCAAUAGAAAGAACGAGCGCCGAGCGCAUAGACAAAAUAAGCGUAAGGGAGAUCAGAAGAAAGGUCAGAACAGACUUAGCAAACGGUCUGCCGUGCUUACCGAAGAUGAGGAUGAUCUUGAGCCAAUAGUUGAUCCAAACUUUUAUGUCAAAAUCCCGGUGAAAAUCCAUAUAAUAUACUCUAAAUAUGGAGGCUGGAUAACUGCACUAAAACUGAAAAGAACUAUUAAUCGUUUGAAUAAAGCAUACGAAGGUGUGCUUGGUAAAGUUGUUGGGCCUGAUACAGGGAUACGAUUCGUGUUAGAUGAAGUCAAAAGAACCGAGGACAUGAAGAUGUUUUUCUAUUGCGAUUAUUACUACAAGGAACUUAAAGCGAAAUAUAUUAUUGAACCUGAAAAAUACAUCAAUAUUAUCACCUGUGAUCCAUUCCAUGACACCGCCGGCUGGUCCUCUUUUCCGCAUGAAGGUCCAGAAAAUUCCUCCAUCCAUGGAUUAUUUAUUCAUCAUGAGGCAUUCCCAGGUGGUGAUCGGUUCCCUUAUUGGAACCGUGGCAUCACGCUGGUCCACGAGAUUGGCCAUUACUUAGGACUGUACCAUACUUUUCAUAACGAAAAGUGUCAUAAUGCAAGCAAUCCGGAGGACGACGACGGUGUCUUGGAUACUCCCCCUGAGCUUACGUGGGCGUACUGGUGCGAUGAUAUCGGUAGAGAUACGUGUACAGGGCCGGGAGAAUCACUCCCCACAGUGCUUCCAUAUAAAGGUAUAGACCCUGUUACAAAUUUCAUGGAUUACAUUGAGGACAAAUGCAUGGAGCAGUUCACAGUGGGACAAGCAGAGCUACUGCAAGAGUCUAUCAAAGAGCGCAAGCCAACUCUAUGUUGGGAAAAUAACUGUCAAAAGACGAGAAAACAAAUAAGGAAAGAACGAUUAAAGGUCCCAUAG
Owenia fusiformis is the source of this 1390-nucleotide messenger RNA. The record is from the annotation of a GenBank genome assembly. NCBI's taxonomy places the organism in Eukaryota, Metazoa, Annelida, Polychaeta, Sabellida, Oweniidae.